AUGCCAAACAAUGAGGAGGAUAACCAGCCUGAGCAACUGGAGGACUAUGUUGGAAUGGAAGACCUAGAAAAAGAUGGGAGUAACGAUUCCUCCGACAUUGCUAUGACUCCGUUUGAGUUGAUGCAGAGAUGUGAAAAAUCCAAAAAUAAAAAACCUAGUGGAUGUGGGCCUCCUCACUUGACUCUGACUCCAUCUCUCAGGUCACAUCUCUCUACUGUGACCUCGUCUAGCUCGAUCACAGCACUCGAUCUCCUCCACUCCAUCUCUCCACUCUAUCGCUCCAGAAGACACCUAAAACUGACACAAAUAGUGAAUCCAAUGGACGAGGAAGUUGCAUUCGAAGAAUAUGGAAGCUUUAUGGAUUUUGAUGUUUUGGAAGGAUUGCAGUCGGAACCAAGCAAGAAGAAGGCAAAGCUGAGUGGUGACAAGGAGGCAGCAAGUGGCUCGCAAUCUAAAGGAAAUAAUGAGGCGGAUUACUCUUAA
Messenger RNA from Microthlaspi erraticum, 483 nucleotides. Lineage: Eukaryota; Viridiplantae; Streptophyta; Magnoliopsida; Brassicales; Brassicaceae. The record is from the annotation of a GenBank genome assembly.